UCCGACUGGCGAGAAACGCCAUCUUAAGUUGACGGGGGUUUUAAACGGGGUGAAAACAGGAAAACGGGCACAGAGGGAGAUAACCUGUUAGUUUGUAAUUAAAAUUACCAGAAGUAUCUGUAUUAGUGUUAAUUAUGGCUCGGGGAGAUUCAUAAACACAAAGGAAAAAAGCGCGAUAAGUGAGGAAAUCGGCAAGAUACUAGUUAGCACUUAGCAGGUUAGCGAGCGAGCAAGGGGGAGGGGCGGGGUAUUGAAGGUUUUUUUUUUUUUUUUUUUUUUUUUUUUUUUGGGAGAAGCUGAAGUUUUUGUUUAUGUUAUUCCACACGGACAUGUCUUCUUCAAAUGCAGAGUUGUCAGACGCAAAUCUGGGUAUGGGGGCCAGUGGGACCCAAACAAGUGGCGGGGCUGUUGUACCAAAAGGGACCAACAAAAGACGAGCUGCGCUGGACUUUGAUGAUGUUGAUGAAGGGAAGAUGAGCAGGUUUGAUGAUGACACAGGAGGCUCCAGCAAUGACAAAGAGCGCUUUGCCAGGUUUUUGGAAGAAGAUCAGAGUUUUGCAGAUAAGGAAAAACUAGCCAGGGAGAACCACAGUGAGAUUGAGAGGCGGAGGCGUAACAAGAUGACUGCCUAUAUCACAGAAUUGUCCGACAUGGUGCCCACCUGCAGCGCACUAGCACGGAAACCAGACAAACUAACUAUCCUGCGAAUGGCAGUGUCCCAUAUGAAGUCUCUGAGAGGAAGCGGCAAUACCAAUGCAGAUGGGUCAUACAAACCUUCGUUUCUCACUGACCAGGAGCUGAAGCACCUCAUCCUGGAGGCAGCUGAUGGCUUCCUGUUUGUGGUGUCAUGUGAGACGGGGCGCAUUGUUUAUGUCUCUGACUCCCUGACCCCCGUCCUCAACCAGUCACAGUCUGAUUGGUUGGGCUCCUCCCUGUAUGAUCAGCUCCACCCAGAUGAUAAAGACAAGCUCCAGGAGCAGCUCUCGACUGCAGAGAAUAACAACACAGGGAGGAUGUUGGACUUAAAGACAGGAACAGUGAAGAAGGAGAGUCAGCAAUCUUCAGCUAGAAUGAGUAUGGGAGCUCGGCGAUCAUUCAUCUGCAGAAUGAGGUGUGGCACGUGUCCAGUGGAACCAAUGUCAAUGAACAGACUGCACUUUCUUAGGAAUAGGAACAGAAAUGGUUUAGGUGCAGCCAAAGAAGGGGAGACACAGUACGUAGUGGUGCACUGUACAGGAUACAUAAAGUCCUGGCCCCCUGCAGGAGUAUCAUUAACAGACGAUGAAGCAGACAACACUCAGGGGAGUCGCUACUGUCUAGUUGCCAUUGGGAGAUUACAGGUUACUAGUUGUCCAGGUGAUACAGACCUCAAUGCAAUCAGCGUUCCCGUGGAGUUCAUCUCCCGCCACAACUGUCAGGGCAUGUUCACCUUUGUAGACCACCGCUGCUUGCCUGCUGUUGGCUAUCAGACCCAGGAUUUGCUGGGGAAGAAUAUCCUAGACUUCGCCCACCAUGAAGAUCAGGGCUUAUUAAGAGACAGCUUCCAGCAGGUGAUUAAGCUGAAGGGUCAAGUUCUGUCAGUGAUGUUUCGGUUUCGCACCAAAACGAGAGAAUUCAUCUGGAUGCGAACCAGCUCCUUCACCUUCCAGAACCCGUUUUCAGAGGAAAUCGAGUACAUCAUCUGUACCAAUGUCAACGUCAAAAACUCGACUCAGGACCCCCUCACUCCCAUCUCCUCCCCCGGGGGUUCGAUGCCCCCCUCCUUGGGUCAGAGCAGCCCAAGUGGUCCUCCUGUAGUGCUCAGCCCGGGCCAGAUGGCCACCAGGCAGUUACAACAGCAACAGCAGGGCGACCUGGAAGGACGAGAUGGCCCAUAUGAAUCAGGCUCAAUCACUCACCCACAGAUGCCAGUGCAAGCAGUGACAGCAGCAGGGCCGGACCACAGCAAGAACAUUGAGAAGCCAGAGCUCUACCCCUCACUCUUCCAAGGACAAGAUCAGACAAAGGGCCUUCCCUCCUCUACCUCUGCUGUAGCCGCUCAGAUCUAUGCCCCAAACAGCAACUUCGCUCCUGGUCGUUCUAGCGACGCAUACAGACCAGUCAGUAUGAAUCAACAGAUGCCUCAGCCCACUCACUCAGCGUCAGCAGGGCAGAUGCUGGCUCAGAUGACUCGUCAGAAUGGAGCCCCGCAGUCAGUUACCCAAUCCAGCACUACCAGCCCCCUCCAUGGAGGCCCAGCAGGAGGAUGGCCUGGGGCUGGACCUGCAGCCAGACCACAAUUUAAUAACCAGCAGGUAGCUCCCCAGGCAGCAAAGACAAUGUCACCACCAUUUACUCCCAUGGGAGGGUUUGGAGGUGGCUCUUCUAAUACUUUCAGCCAGAUGCCUACAGGUGCCGCUCCCAUGCCUACAGGUGCUGCUCCCACCCCUACCAGCGGUGCAAACUACCCGCAAAUCAAUGCUCGUGCCAGCCUCAACAACAACGGUUUUGAUGGCUCUCAGUCUGGGGCACAGUUCCCCCCUCGAGCAGCUGAGGCAGUGUGGCCCCAGUGGCAAGGCCAGCAGCAUUCACAGAGUAAUUCAGAGCAGGGGAACCAGCAAGACAUGUUUCCUGAUGUGCUGUCCAUGUUGGACCAGCCUGCCAACUUCAACAACGAGGACUUUGAGAUUCCUAUGUAUACGCCAUUUAACGAGUGACCUGGACAGUACUUCUGGGCUACCCCUUUGUAUUCUUGCCUGGUUUUGACCUCACAGUUUCUUAAAUUUAGCUCUUCUGCUCAUCUGUUCUUCCUGCUCCUGAGAGUAGCACUCUGCCCCUUCUUUGCAUGGCUUUAGCUGCAAGACAGUUAAGGAUGGAAGGAUAAAGUUGAAUACAUAUUAUGUAAGGGAGAAAACUUAAGAAUUUGCUACUGACUAAAAGAUUAUUUUAACAAUAUACAGCCAUUGUAAGAGAAUUCUCUAGCUAGCACUGCCCAAAGCUCAACAAUCCAUAUUGUAGAUAUGUGAUAUACAAUAUAUAUAUGAAUAUAUAUAUAUAUAUAUAUAAAAAUAUAUAAAACGCACAAUCUCACAACCACACUUGAAUAGCCUUCACAAAACCAUUCUCCUGUACUCUGGUAAAUGGAAAUUAAAAAUGGAAGUACUCACACACACAAAGGCCUUUUAUCCUAAUGUAUUCAUGGUUUUUCUCAGGCAUUUUUUAAGAGUGUGUUUUACUAUUUUAGCCUUAGGCAUGUAGACUAAUCACUCCAGUCACUGAUUUAAACUCUCGGGAAAUUGCAGGGAUAUACAGCGUUUGUGAUUUUUUUUUUUUUUUUUUUUCUUCUCAGUUCUCAGCUAAUGUCACUCUGUUUUCUAUCCACAGCAUGUCUCUGCAUGGCUGAACUGCUUUCAUACAGUGUGUGUCCAUUGCGUAGAUUUUUAUUGUGUAGUUUUCCAUGUACAAAGUUGGCCUCACCUGUAAAUUCAUUUAUUUUCCCUUUUUGUGAAUCACGUGAGUUUUUUUCUUUGUGUACUUCAACACAUUACAGUGGCUUACAUACAGGUUUUUUCUUUUACAGCGUCCAUUGGAAACGUAUACAGUCUAUUUUUCUUUGCCUAGAUAGACAUAGAUACAGUAUGCACGUGUUAAUGUUUGUUAAAUGGAUGCAUACAGUAUCAUAAUCAACUCAAUCUUCUAAGGUUUUUGCCUUGCUUGAUUUACUUCUUUCUGCUUCCCUGAUUACUCAUUAAUUACAGGCUUUUGUACUCAUUUUAUAAGAGAAAUAUUUUUUAAAAAUCACAGCAAUAAUUAACAAGCAGGAAUUCUGUACUUUUCAAGCCAUUUUUAUUGUUACAUUUCCUUUAAAUGUUUUGAAAUGGAUACGUGUGAUUUUAUCUAAAUGUCUAUAAGAUUGUUCGAUCUCUUGACCUAUCCAUUAACCCUUCUCUGACUGGUAUUUUAUUAAUGGUUUAAUCAGGGUAUUCAGGAUUAAAAUGGAAUCAACAAAGAUAAAACUGAUAUAAGUGAGAAUGUCUGUCUACAUAUUUAUCUAUCUAUAUAUUUUUUAAUCAGUGUUUUGUCCUUGUGCUUUUUACACUUGGACUACAACUGAGUUUUUUUGGCAAAUUCCUUUUCUACCAGAAUGUCUCGUGAUGAAAGGCAGCGCUUCAAAGAUGAUUUAAUGUUUAAUAUGUGGAGUUUAAAGUUGACCCGUGGCGUUAGGUUCCCUUGUUUGUGUGUAACAUGCACACGGUCACGAUAAGAGAUUAUGUCAUUGUAUGUAAACCCAUGUAGAUAUCUGCCCAGGCUUCAUCUUGCAGAGGAUGGUAUGUUGGUGACUGUUUUGUCUUUGUUAAUGAUGAAAACCUCUUUGGUUACUCUGUAUCCAUUUUUUUCCCCCCUCACUCAUAGAAACACAAAUAUAUAAAUAUACUGUAUAGGUAUAUGAAAUUUUAAACAAGAGAAAAAUAUGUUUUUGGUUUUGUAUUAAAUUGUUAUAAUGUCCAACAUGAAAGUGUUUUAUUGUAAUUUGAAAUGGACAUUUUUUUAGUUAUGGUGGGUUUCUAUUUUAUUAUGUUCAUUUUCAGCUCCAGGUUUUGAUUCUUUACUAAAGUCACUUUGUGCGAGUGACAAUUCAGUAUCAUCUUUAUUUUAUACUGAUCCUUGGUGCAACCCCUCAGUUCAUACAGUAUCUGAAUCGAGUUGCUUUAGCACCGUCCUCCCUCUCCUGUCAAGCCAACUUUAUUCUGAUUGGCCGCCCCUCUCAAAGAAAAGUUUUGAAAAGUUGGUUGAGCAUCUUUGCUCACAGCCAAAGCUGUGACCCUGAGUUGACUAUAUUAAAGAUAUGCUUGAUGAAAGUCAAGAUGUGUUUGAAGUGCAGACUUUUGUCUUUUAUUCAAGACAUUUAA
Messenger RNA from Archocentrus centrarchus (flier cichlid), 4889 nucleotides. It is a transcript of the gene arnt, whose product is annotated as aryl hydrocarbon receptor nuclear translocator. Gene Ontology annotation, molecular function: protein dimerization activity; DNA-binding transcription factor activity. NCBI's taxonomy places the organism in Eukaryota, Metazoa, Chordata, Actinopteri, Cichliformes, Cichlidae. The record is from RefSeq and is a predicted model, not a curated record. Gene Ontology annotation, cellular component: nucleus; transcription regulator complex; cytoplasm. The transcript is spliced from 21 exons. Gene Ontology annotation, biological process: regulation of DNA-templated transcription. Bases 312 to 2696 code for a protein of 794 amino acids.